AUGGCCAAGGUGGAGGUGCAGAUCCGCAGCUGCUUGUGCUGCGGAUUAUCGCUUGCUACUGUAUUCGUCGCUAUCUACACUUUGAUCCUCUACUCACUGCUUACUGGGUUGGCUGCAUGGGGCUUAUCCGACACGUUGAAUAAUGGCGAUUCGUCGCAUUAUCGCAGCUGUGAUUUAGAGGCACAGGGCAAACUCACUGCAGAGAAUCGCAAACUCACCUUUCACGGUGGACACACCACUGUAGUUGUCGAGGACUCGACUACCUACCACUGCUCCUUUGGCCUCUAUACGGAAGAACUCAAAUAUGAAGCUGGAUUGCGCUACACCACUCUGGUGGUGAACAUCUUCGUUUACGUGUGUGUCGUUCUCGCCUCUAUUCUGAUGCUUCUCGGUUUGUUAAUCUACAACCAAUGGCUAUUGGUUCCGUGGAUGAUUAUCAUGGCCAUCGACAUCAUCCGUGGUUUCAUCUCAGUGCUCUUCAUCUUUAUUUAUAGCUACGGAAAUCUUGCACGAAUUGCAACCGCCAUCUUCUUUCUGGGAUUGCAGUUCUUUCACAAUUCACUUUCUGUAGUCGAAUCGAGAACGCGCCAGCCCGGCUACCUCAGGUCUUCACGGGAAAUUACUCCACCAGCAUUCUACGACAUUCGAGGUGAAAUGAAAAACGUCAGACAGCAAUCAAAGCCACACGUAAAAACUUGGAAGAGCUUCGUGGACGAUGUUCUCGAGAAAAUGAAUUGGGUGUGA
This is a messenger RNA of Angiostrongylus costaricensis, 744 nucleotides long. Lineage: Eukaryota; Metazoa; Nematoda; Chromadorea; Rhabditida; Metastrongylidae. The record is from the annotation of a GenBank genome assembly.